Messenger RNA from Auxenochlorella protothecoides, 1704 nucleotides. Its product is annotated as Sn1-specific diacylglycerol lipase alpha. The transcript is spliced from 4 exons. The record is from RefSeq and is a predicted model, not a curated record. Lineage: Eukaryota; Viridiplantae; Chlorophyta; Trebouxiophyceae; Chlorellales; Chlorellaceae. Gene Ontology annotation, biological process: lipid metabolic process. The coding region runs from base 1 to 1704 and encodes 567 amino acids.
AUGUCCGUCACUGCCGUUGCUGCAGCCGGUACGGCCGUGGCCCUUUGGUUGUACAAACGUCGCCAGACGGAGCUGGAAUGGGAGGAGAGGGAGUAUGCCACGCACACGGGCGCCCAUCAGGCGCCCCAGACCUUCAUGGAGGACCUUUACUACUUUGCCGAGGGCCUCAGAUACACCUACUCUGAGACGCUGGGGCGGUGGGGCACGGCCGACCUACUCAUCGGCCUGACGUACCUGUGCCGCAAGAACCCGCCCGAGCACGUCACCACCGACAUCGCGCGGGCGGGGCAACCCUACGGUCGCAGCGCCGACACGGCGGCCACGGCGGCCUCGCUGCGCGAGCUGCGCGAGAUCCGGCGCGUGUUUCAGUAUUGCGUGGGCAUGCGCGAGCGGCGCCCCGGGCCCCAGCGCGAGUACUUUGCCACGGCGCUGGGCAUUGGGCCCGAGGCCAUCCUGGCCCAGGAGACGCGGGCGGGCGUGCUGAAGCCCAGCUUCAUCCUGGCGCGGGACGAUCACCUGCGCGCCAUCGUGCUCAUCAUCCGCGGCACCCACUCCUUCAAGGACAUGUUCACGAGCCUGACAGGUGCUGCCAAACCCCACCACCUGGUGGACGGCAAUGGCGUGGUGCUGGGCUACUCCCACUUUGGCAUGCUGGCGGCGGCGCGCUGGGUGCUGGCCGCCGCGGCGGGCCCCAUGAACGAGGCCCUGGGAGCGCACCCAGAUUACGCGGCCCGCGUGGUGGGGCACAGCCUGGGCGGCGGCACCGCGGCCCUGCUCACCAUGAUGCUGCGCGAGCGUGGCGGCGCCUUUGCCGAGGCACGCUGCAUCGCGGUGGCCUGCCCCGCCUGCAUGACGCUGGAGCUGGCGCGCAGCUGCGCGGCCUACGUGACCACGGUGAUCAACAACGCCGACGUCGUGCCGUGCGUAUCCCCCGGCGCGGCCGACGCGCUGCGGCGCGAGGUCACCGCCAGCGCCUGGGGCGGCGAGCUGCGCGCCGACCUGCGCGCCACGGGCCUGCACCUGAGGUGGCGCCGCGCGCUGUACCCCGCCGGCCGCAUCCUGCACCUCGUUCCCGCCCGCCUGGUGCCACUAGACGAGGCGGGGUUCGAGGUGCUGUUCCCCGAGCGGCGAGCCGGCCAGGCUGCGCAUGCCGAGGAGGGAGCCGGUGGCAUGGGCGGCGAGGGCGGGGGUGGGAGCGGCGACGGCCCGGACCCGACGUCGCGCGGCCGGGGGCGAGCGGGGGAAACAGACGCGCGCGCGUCGCCUGCGGGGCCGGACGACGCUGAUGCCGCGGCGCGCUCCCCCUCCCCCGACCCCUUCUCCGCCGGCCCUGCCCUGGCCUCCACCAGCCCUCCAGGUUGCCUCACCCCCCCCCCGCCCAAGGACCUCCCUCCCAAAACCGGCGCCACCGCCACCAACCCCGCCCUCCGCGCCGUCCAGCCGCGGGAGCCCAUGAUGCUUCUGGAGGCCGUGCCCCAGACCAUGUACGGCCGCAUCCGGCUGUGCCGCGACGUGCUCAGCGACCACAUCAUCCCAAACUACCUCGCUUCGCUGGACUCAGCGCUGGAGCGCCUGCCCCCGGCGUUCCACCCGGAGUGCGUGGCCCGGGCAGUGCACGCGCCGGCCUGGGAUCCUCCCGUCGAGGAGGGGGAAGGAUGUGGGCUGCCGGAGACGGUGGGGGUGCUGGAGCCCCUGAUGGCAUAG